Molecule: messenger RNA, 2857 nt
Organism: Heterotrigona itama
Lineage: Eukaryota; Metazoa; Arthropoda; Insecta; Hymenoptera; Apidae
Source: the annotation of a GenBank genome assembly
GUAAAAAUAAAUCUUCGUUUUUCAAAGAGUGUCACGUGUUUGUUACCACCACUCAAUUCACAUAUGAGCCUAUUUUAAUGUACUUCGAUCUCGUCAUUAAUUCGUCAAAUAUUUUGCACUCUCGAAAUGUUGUUCACUGUUUUACGAACGAUUAAAAUCAAUCUUAACUAGAAAUAUGAUAUCUCCAGAGGAUUCGUAAACCAUUAACGUUGAUCCCGCAUGCCGUGCACUGCAUCAUCGUCCUGCCUAAAAUAUUGCACUGUAUUUUUUAUUACUUUGCCAAACGCGUUACACGCACAAUAAAUAAGAAAUUAUGGCUGCCUACAUCAAUCGUACAGUAUCUAUGAUUGGGGGAGACAGCCACUUAAGAUCAACAGAUAUACGAACUGAUAAUUCUCCGCUUCAGAUUUUUGUUAAAGCGAAGAAAAAGAUCAAUGACAUAUUUGUGGAAAUAGAAGACUAUGUACAGGAUACUGUUGGGUUCAUGAAAUCGCUGCAAGCGGAACGUAAUAUCGUUACCGCAGAAGAGGCAGAAAGAAUUGAAAGCUAUGUUGACAAAGUGCAUGCAAUUAGAGAUGUACUUAAAAGGGAUCACAUGAAAGUUGCGUUUUUUGGAAGAACUAGCAACGGGAAGAGUACAGUUAUUAAUGCAAUGUUACGUGAUAAAAUUUUGCCAAGUGGGAUAGGACACACCACAAAUUGUUUCUUACAAGUUGAAGGUUCAGAUAAUGGUGAAUCUUAUUUGAUCACAGAAGGAUCCACUGAGAAACAACCUGUUCAAUCGGUUGGCCAAUUAGGUCAUGCUCUCUGUAAAGAAAAAUUAUGUGAAAGUCAUCUAGUCAGAAUAUUUUGGCCAAAAGAAAAAUGUUUAUUAUUAAGAGACGAUGUAGUAUUUGUUGAUAGUCCUGGAGUCGAUGUAACACCAAAUCUAGAUGAAUGGAUUGACAAACAUUGCUUGGAUGCAGAUGUUUUUGUGUUAGUAGCUAAUGCUGAAUCUACUUUAAUGGUGACAGAGAAGAACUUUUUUCACAAAGUGUCUACAAAGUUAUCUAAACCAAAUAUCUUCAUUUUGAACAAUAGAUGGGAUGCAUCUGCUUCGGAACCAGAAUUUUUCGAACAGGUGAGGGCACAGCAUCAAGAACGGGCUGUCGAUUUUUUGUCAAGAGAAUUAAAAGUUUACACGCCCAAAGAUGCCGAAGAACGAGUUUUUUUCGUUUCAGCAAAAGAAACGCUACAAGCACGUAUGCAAGAACAACGUGGACAACCUUCUCAUAAUGGUGCACUAGCAGAGGGGUUUCAAACUCGAUAUUUCGAGUUUCAAGAUUUCGAACGAAAAUUUGAAGAAUGUAUCUCAAAGUCUGCUGUGAAAACGAAAUUCGAACAGCACUCUCAACGUGGAAAACAUAUCGCUACAGAAAUACGACAAACUUUGGAUGAGAUAUUGGACAGGACGCAAAAAAUGAAAAGUGAACAACUGCACGUUAAAAAAGAUGUCCAUGACAAAUUGAAUUACACAGAACAACAGUUAAUGUUGCUGACUCAAGAAAUGAAGGACAAAAUUCAUCACAUGGUGGAGGAUGUGGAGCAAAGAGUGUCUAAAGCUUUGAGCGAAGAAAUUCGCAGAUUAUCCGUUCUUAUUGAUGAAUUCAGUGUUCCGUUCCAUACUGACGCGCUAGUUCUAAAUGUAUAUAAGCGGGAACUUCAUGCACAUGUAGAAAAUGGCUUAGGUUCUAACUUAAGAGCGAGACUCAGUACCGCAUUAGCAUUGAAUAUUGAAAACUCUCAGAGAGAAAUGACAGAACGUAUGGCAAGCUUACUGCCAGAGAAUAAAAAACAAAUGUCACUGAACAUUUUGCCGAGACGAGAGCCAUUCGAAAUUUUGUACAGAUUAAAUUGUGACAAUUUAUGCGCAGAUUUUCACGAGGAUUUAGAAUUUCGAUUCUCUUGGGGGAUUACAGCCAUAAUUAAUAGAUUUGCGGGAAGACAGGGACAAAGAUUGGCCAUCACUAAUUAUGCACAAGAAAUACCGCCAGCGAUUAUGUCUCCUGCGGAAAGCAUCGAUUCUGUGAAGUUUAUGUCAACUACCUCAAACCAUCAACCAAGAUCGGACGAUUGGUCAUUGGCUACUAAAAUCGCGGUAGCAUCGAUAACUUCUCAAGGAACUAUGGGAGGACUUAUAGUUGCUGGAUUUAUGUUAAAAACAAUUGGUUGGAGACUCAUAGCAGUGACCGGUGCUAUAUAUGGUGCUCUGUAUCUUUACGAACGAUUAACGUGGACUAAUAAAGCAAAAGAACGUGAAUUUAAACAUCAAUACGUAUCUCACGCUACAAAAAAAUUGAAACUAAUAGUAGAUCUCACAUCUGCGAAUUGCAGCCAUCAAGUGCAACAGGAGCUAUCCAGCACUUUUGCACGUCUCUGCCAUUUAGUGGAUGAAACAACAUCUGAAAUGGAUAGUGAAUUAAAAAAUAUUGCAAGUACGAUACGAAAAUUAGAGGAAGCAACUAGUAGCGCUAAAGUUUUACGAAAUAAGGCUAAUUAUUUAACGAACGAGCUCGAUUUAUUCGAUGCAGCGUAUUUAAAGUCUUUAAAUUAAGCCUCAAGCAUCAUUUUUAAAAGAUAAUAUGAGUCAGUAAAUAUUAAUGUUGAUAACGUUCAGUGUUUCAGAAAAUGUAUCUAUGCACGAUAUCUAUGACAAUUGAACUUCCUAAUAAAACGCUGGCCUGGAUAUGUUUUCUGAGACAAUUUAUGCAUAUAGAAAGAAUCUUUUUACGAAAAAAGAAAAAAUUGAAUUCUCUGUAAUUCAAACAACAGCAUAAUUCAUUUUUAAAAAGAUUAGCGCAAGAAGUUUUACUUAUCA